AUGGUGCGACAAAUCAUUUCCUUACACCUUGGUCAAGCAGGCCUACGCAGCGGUGCUGCUCUAUGGGACUUGCUGCUAGAUGAGCAGGGUCUUAACUAUGAGGGCUUCCUUAGACAGGAUGCUUUUUGUGGGUCUCUUGGCCCCCCUACGUGGGUUCCGCCUCUAAAAGACGCUCACUUAGGUGUCCCCGGGGCCCCAUGGGUCCCGUCGUUGAUCCCAGGGGGACUCGGGGGACUCGGGGCCCCCCUAGGGGCCCCCGAGGCAACCGACAGGGUACCAAACGCUGCAGACACUUUUUUCUCAGAGACAGACACAGGCAAGAGAGUCCCCCGCUGCGUCUUGCUUGACUUAGACUACGAGUGUAGAGACACCCUAUUGCAUAGUUGCUUAGGGGGUCUCUUCUCCCCUCAAUGCUUCGUUACAGGAAAAGAGGAUGGGGUUUUAUGCAUGCGUUCCUUGGGGGGUGGUACUGGUUCUGGUUUUGGUCUUAUCAAGUAA
This is a messenger RNA of Eimeria maxima, 498 nucleotides long. RefSeq names its product RE44641p, related. Gene Ontology annotation, molecular function: structural constituent of cytoskeleton; GTP binding. Bases 1 to 498 code for a protein of 165 amino acids. The transcript has 4 exons. The record is from RefSeq and is a predicted model, not a curated record. NCBI's taxonomy places the organism in Eukaryota, Apicomplexa, Conoidasida, Eucoccidiorida, Eimeriidae. Gene Ontology annotation, cellular component: microtubule; cytoplasm. Gene Ontology annotation, biological process: mitotic cell cycle; microtubule cytoskeleton organization.